Molecule: messenger RNA, 2596 nt
Organism: Exophiala mesophila
Lineage: Eukaryota; Fungi; Ascomycota; Eurotiomycetes; Chaetothyriales; Herpotrichiellaceae
Exons: 1
Coding region: 440-2350 (636 amino acids)
Source: RefSeq, a predicted model, not a curated record
AAUCAAUCCAUGGUCGCAGUUGGUUUUCAUAUCUGUGACAACAACACAUCCUUCCUCCUUCUUGCUGUCGUCGCUUUCGCCUUCGUCUAUUCCCCUGUCGCCUUGUCCAGCGCAAGUCGCUCCUUCCUUUCUAGGUACCUAGUACUUACCUGUAGAACAUUCGUCAUGCGCUCUCGUCUUCGUCUCUCAGAACCAUUCUCAAGUCCCAGACCAUCUCUCACUCUCAACACCCUACUUGCUUUACCAUUCUUCUCCUCUUACAGUCUCUCUCAUCAUUAAGCCCGAGUCGAUGGACUUAUCAAUAUCAGUUCUGCUAUCCCACAUUUACCGAAAUCUCCGCCCUCAUCGUCCAAGCUGACAGAGCCUUGCCGCUGUCACCCUCACCUUCAGUCACUUCCCACCUGCACGGACAGCGCUCUCAUAUUAACGACCCGCUCUCAUGUCUCGGACGCCGGUCCCCCGCGCCUCUACGGUCAGCGGACUCGCUCCUCCAGGCGCCCUUGGGUAUCCUGCGAGUAUGCAUGGUGGAGGAUCCGGCAUGUUUGCUCCACCACCUCCUCUCAGUGUCGCCGCUCCACCACCUCCACUCAGUGUCGCAGCCUCUCGUCCACCAUCUCGCCUCGAACCGCCGCCUCUUAGCUCGACGAUGGGUCCUAUGCCUGGCACCUUGGAACGGCCCAUCCAAGGCCCUCGCAAGCGUCUCAUCGUCACCUGUGAUGGCACCUGGCUGGACUCGGACAAUGGUCUCACCAAUGGCCAGAAACAACCUCCAAGCAACGUCAGUCGCAUUGGAUGGGCUAUUAAAGAUACCUCACGUGAUGGCAUUCCACAAGUCGUCAACUAUCAAGCUGGCGUGGGGACCAUGGGGGGAAGAGCUUCCCGCAUUGCCGGAGGUGUAACAGGUCUUGGCCUCAAAGAGAACAUGCGCGAAGCAUACACAUAUCUGGCCAUCAAUUGGAAACCGGGUGAUGAGAUCUUCCUCAUGGGAUUCUCCAGAGGCGCCUUCACUGCCCGUUCUGUUGGAGGCAUGAUUGGCUCUUUGGGCCUUUUGACCCGUGCUGGUCUACCCAAUUUCAAUGAGAUCUUUGAAGACUGGGAGCAUCGCUUUGACGAAAACUACGUCUCAAACUACCCCGACAACCCAUUUCCCAGCAAAGGACCCUUUGACGAACAAUAUGUUGAAGAACUUGCUCGGCGCGGCCUCACUACACGUCAUGUCCCUAUCAAGGCAAUUUGCUGCUGGGACACCGUCGGUAGUCUGGGUAUUCCAAGAGUCGGUCUUUUCGAAUCACUCGGCCUGUCUAGUCGAGGGAAGCACGACUACGAAUUCUACGAUACGCGCUUACACCCGUGUAUCGAGAACGCUUUCCAAGCUCUUGCUUUGGAUGAACGCCGCGCCCCAUUUGCCCCCGCCCUUUGGGAGAAGCGCGAUAAUGACACGACAUAUCUCGAACAGUGCUGGUUUCCAGGCGUGCACUCCAAUGUAGGAGGGGGGUACGAUGACCAGGACCUGGCUAACCUGACUUUGGCGUGGAUGAUCUCCAGGCUCGAACCAUACCUCGACUUUCGCCCCAAUAUUCUCAUGUCAUUUUAUGAGGAUAAUAGGGCCUAUUAUAAGCUCACUGGACAGAAGCCGCGAUGGUGGGGGUUCGGAGAAUUAUACAACAGUCUCAAAGGCGCCUACUCCUUCACAGGGUCCAAAACCCGUACCCCGGGUGCCUACCAUCGAACAGAUCCCAAAACCGGCCGACCAACUUCUAAAAGAUUACGGUCGACAAACGAAUAUAUACACGCGAGCGUCAGGUCAAGAAUCGGCUUGCAGGGGCCCGGACCACAAGACCGCGGAAGGUACGAGCCACAGAGUUUACGAGACUGGACCUUUUCGACCGAACUGGGCCCCGGUGGACCUAAUGGCCCCGGAAGACCGAUCGUGGUUUGGAUCGAUCAUUCGGGGAAGACGGAUAGCAGCAGUGGCCGGCAGGGGAAAUUGCCAGAAGCCAGACUAAGCGAUACUGAGAUUGUGCUUCUUAAGCAGAGUCCGAGGGUGUAUGACUUUGUCAUGGACAUCCGACCACCCAGUCAUGGAUCUAGAGGAGACAAGGAAAGACGACGGAGUCGUAGAACCGACGCCAAUGGGGGAGGUGUCGGCGGAUAUGACGGCGCUGGCAUGAAUCGAAAUGGACGAGCUCCAAGUCAAGAUCCACGUUGGAGUGGUGGGGGUGGGCGAUUGAACCCUGAUGGCCUUCCGGAAUCAGAGGAAGACCGCGAGCGCAGACACCGGCGAAGUCACCGCGAUCGUGAUCGAGACAAGGCAGAACGAAGAAGAAGUAAGAGGUAUGACGAGCAAUAAGGUGCAGGGCCGAAUGAUUAGCGAAGCAUGCAGAAUUGAGGACUUUCUGAGGCGAGAGCGACAGCGACAGCGACAACGAGAGCAAUAGCGAGAAUUGGCAUCAAAGCGACGGUGUGGAUAUCAUGCAUUGGCGUUGUAAUUCCUGGAGUUGAAGCCUUGUUGUCUUAGGUAGUCAAAUCAAGUCAAAUCAAGUUCCUUGGUGAUGAUAGAUAUGUGCCAAUCAGAGAUAUGGUCGAAGUAGGGAAG